Acanthoscelides obtectus is the source of this 4849-nucleotide messenger RNA. NCBI's taxonomy places the organism in Eukaryota, Metazoa, Arthropoda, Insecta, Coleoptera, Chrysomelidae. The record is from the annotation of a GenBank genome assembly.
GGGAAACGCCAAGAAUGAAAGUGAAAGAAAUACAAAAGCAGUAAAGUUUUUUAAAAAAAUGUAGUUUUGUAACGUGAGUUUUUUUAUUAAACAUGAUUUAUUGACACUUUAAAAAUGGAGCAUCUAUUAUUUAAUUGUCGAGAACGAGACAGGUUGAAUAGAGAUAGUUUAGUAGAUGUUGUAGUUAUUGGAAAUCAUAAAUAUCAUGUACGAGACAUUAUAGAAGAAAUACAAGUAAUAAGAAGACUUAUUAUAUCAGAAUGGGGUGUUCUACAAAACAUAGCCACAUACAAUAUAAUGCCCAGGCAAGAAGAAAUAUCCAGAACAAGGACAAUGAUCAAUCAGUUUUUCAAUAGCAUCAUUCAUUGUCUAGAUAUCACAGUUUGUAACAAACUGAAAGAUAGAUAUAGAAGAAAAAUCACUGAAGAAUUUGCUGUAUUUUAUAACGGUAUAAUUGAUAUUAACAAAUUAAAAAAUGAUUUUAUUCAAAAAUUGGUUGCAGUAACAAAUAACAAUUCUGAUAGUCCAAUCUACCAGUAUUUUCAUACAUUUCUUGAAAUUCACGAUCAUGUCCUGGACAUACUUUAUAAGUGUGGUGAAACAGAAGAACCAUUUAAGAAACACUUGGAAAAAAUUAUGAGGAAUAUUAUUGUAAUAGGCAGAAAUAAAUUUAAACGCAAUAGAGAUACAAUAUUUGUUUGUGAUUGUAUGAAAGAACUUUUAUUGGCUACAAAUUUACUAUGUAAUAAUAUAUAUGGUGUACAAGAAUUUUGGAGAUUGUGCAAUAAGCUAUUACAGAAAGAAGAUGCUUCAUUUUCUUUGGAAUUCCUGAAGAAUGUAACUGAUCUCGAUUCAAUGAAAAACAAUUUUGGAGUUGAAGAUAAGCUUUGCAUCGUAAAUGCAUCAAAUUAUGAACUGCUUCAUAAUAAACUCAAGGAUGUUUUGAUAAAUGCAGAGUACGAUGCGUUACCAAAUGUACUGAAAACAGUAUAUUCACUUGCAAAUAAGGCAUGGGCAAAAGAUGCAACUGUAGAAACCCACCAAAUUCUAUGGGAUUACUACAGUAAAAGACUGAAUGUAUCUAGCAAGAACUAUGAAUCAUACAAUGCCAGAGAGUUUUUUGAUCUAGCCGAGAAGAUAUUGUCAAAUCCAAAGGACUGUGACGAGUCCUUUGAGAUAUUCAUAGGCAUGUUGGUGUGUCACCUUAGAAACAACCCAUUGCAUUGGGGCAAGAUGAAAGGUCGGAUUUACUCACAACUAGGACCAAAUAAGAUCAAAGAAAUGAAUGAAAUCGGUUUUGUUCACAUCAUGCUUUUGUUCAUUUGCUUAAGUAGCGUGCAAUAUGCAGAAUCACAGAAGAAAAUACUGACUUUUAUGCAGUUCUACCCACCAGAUAGAUAUUUGACUGUAGUAUGGAAUGUUUAUACAGCAUUUAUUCUGACACAAGUUAAGGAGGGCCAUGACAUUGGAGAGACUCAUCUGCCUUGCUUGCAAAUGCUUCGACAAUCAGUUUGCUCGAACCAAAAACAUUUUCACCUCGUCAAAGAUUUUUUGGUGAAUUUUGAACACAUAUUGAGCCUUAGCAAAAGUAUGCACUUGAAACAGUGGUUAUUAUUUGACUUUUGGUUAGAAAAGUAUUUCCAAUCUUGUUACUAUGCAGAUUUGAAAUUAGGUUUGGAUGUAAUUCUGACAACUGUACAAAAAGUUGGCACCCCUGACAGCUGGCCAUAUUGGGAACCUACUUUUAAAACGCACAUCUAUCCUAUGCUUAUGUCUUUAGCUAAUUUAAAAAAUCCUCCUUCUAUAGUGGGAACAAUUGCGGGCAAAAUAGCUUUGCUCGCUCCUCAAAUGUCCAAAGACAUCAUAGAAUUCUUUAACAGUGAUUCUUUAACUACUGUCAUCAGUCUUCCGUUUUUAAGGGUGGUGUUGAAUAAUAAUUUUCUUUUAACAUCCCACCAAGAAAUCUUGGUGAUACAGUCCUGGUUUAAGAUCUGUCUACUGACUUUAGAGUCGACUGAUGACUUAACGGCAAACGUUUUGAGGCUAGACUUACUCCCGAAACUUUUGAAAACACAUUUAGAAAAUACAGAUGAUCCAGUUAGAGGCUUGAUAGAAUAUUUAGGCAGAGAACUGAACCUUAAGACAGAAUCCGCAAAUAUUCAUAAAUUGUGUGAUAUGACUUUUGGGCAUGCAAGCAAUUGGUUGCAUCAUUUUCUGACUGAACCAGAAAAUGAGGCUUUGGUCUUUCGAAUAUAUACGUACAUGUCAUUAGCUUUUCAUUAUUGUGGGACAUUGUUGUACCAAAAAAGUAAAAGUACCUGUCCAGCUGUAAGAUUGUUGCAAACACUCUAUUUUCCAAAUUCCUUUCUUGUAGGCAAUAAAGCCCCACAUCCUUUUAUAUUGAAUGCUAUAAAGAAAAGUUGGGGGUUACUUUUUGAAGCGCUGGCCACAUUGAACACAGAUAGCGAUAGUUUCAUAGAUAGAACUCUCAAGGAUAUGAUAGUAAAAUAUAUGCCGUACUUUUCAACAAGUGAUUCCCCUAUAAUAUCGUGUUUGGAGAAAGAAAAGCCUUGCUCGUCUGUGAUUUUAGAAAAAAUGUAUCUUUGUUACAUGAAACACCCUGUCAAAGAAGCUGAUGAUAAUAUACUAAAAGUUUUAAGGAUACUCAGUAAUAUAAUCUUAAGUUCUACCUCAUUUUCCCUGCUACAACUCAUCACCCACAAGAUUGUGUAUGGUCUUUUUGAGCUUGUGAUUUUCCACAAUCAACGCAAUAAUUCUUUGAAUGUCAUCAAAGUAUUAACGAGUUCUCAGCUGUACUCCCAUGUUAGCGCAGAAUUCAAAAAGAAUAUCGUGCUUGUAACGCAAAAACACUUAGCUUUCAACACAGUGAAUUAUUUCCAGUUAAUGUACGCUCUAGCUAGGUUUGUCUCAAGUGAUAUCAAGGAUGUAAUGGAGAGUAUAAGGCAUCAAGUAAAGGAAGUAGAGAGGAAAAGGGGGGUUGGUUUUGAUAGAAACCUGAGACUGCAGUUCGAGAAACUGGAAAAUAUUCUGAAAGAAGGCGUUUAAAAUAAUGCUGAUUUUGGAGAAUAACGAUCAGAUUUCAUUUUAACCCAAGGACUUGUUCAUUUCUAGUCUGAAUCUUCGCUUAUAAAAGUUGGAUAGCGUAACAUGUAUAUAUGCUUCUUCCUUAUUUCGAUUUUGCGCAGUAGCGAGACAAACAUGCGUUAUCGAAAUAAGAAAGCUCCGUUAAUUACGGAGGAUAUGGGAGGGCUUAUUCCGUAAGGUUAUAUUUUUCUUAUUUACGCGCUCUUGCCGGAAUUUGUAAAGGCGGAUUUGCUUUAUUGAAAAAAUUUCAAGUUAUAAAAACAUUUUUGUUAAAUAUAAUGAAAAUGUAUGAGUUUAAGAUCGCAGAUUAAAAUAAAUGCAAGAAACAGAGUGUUCUGAAUAAAUUGAAUUGUCUUUAUUUUUGUUAUCUGAGCAAUGUGGCAAGGUAUGCUUUUAUUGGAGUUCUCCUAGGCGUACGAUAAUUUCAAGUACGUGUACGAUGAUUGCUAUUUUUUUUUUUUGGUGAGGGGGAAUGCGUUUAUGCACCAUACCGUAGCCCGAGCUACAGCGUGUGUGGGACUUCAGGUUGUCUUGAGGAGACCACCUAAUACCCACUAAACUCUAACCUCCGCGUGGCCCGACUCAUCAGCGUCUCGGUAGGCCAUGUGUUGUGCGUGACCUGCGGAGUGCUACAACGUCUCCUCAUGUGUUUCAGUCUCUGGGAACGCCGGGUUGGUUCCCUUUACCUCGCACAGUUCUCUCGAUGUCGUUAAGCGAGCUAUGUUCUCUUGAAACUCUUGUUUUCGAAAAAUCAUGAGUUUCAAACAAUAGCUAAAUGUACGAUAAGUCCUUUUAUCCCCCUCCCUCCCCUCGCUUUUCAAUUGUCACCAACAAUUAAUUGUCCCCUGACACGAAAAUCUUCUGCCUGACCAUGAAUCCUGUAACCAUACGACACUACGUACGAUAAUUUCGACAUACUUGUUCGAUUAUGUCUCGCGAUGAAUCUGGACUCGAAUAAAACAAAAACUUUUUGAUGAAAAAUUUUAACAAGUUUUUGGACAUUUGGGGUAAAAAUAAAAAAAGCAUCUUGUCAGUAGUCAAUACUGUCAAAUUACCACGGUUCAAAAUAACGUAGCGUAAAGCGCGAUUCGUUAUUUUUGUCGUACAGAAAACUCUCUAUCAUAAACUGUUUGUUUUACUUGAAGUACGUUUUUAAUAUAACAAAUUGCAGACGAUUUUGCUCAACAAUGCAAGCAAGCUUGUUUAAAUGGAAACUCAUCUAACCGGACACACUUGUCGCAAUAUGUUGCAGACCAUCAGAAUGUCUGGCAAAUAUUGCGCAACAUGUGGCUGGCGCAUUUACUUCAAUAUCUGCAAAAUUUUGUCCGGCGAAAAGUGUCAGACAUGGCAAAAGUCGCCUGGUACACUUUUGACUCCGGCGUUGGUUUCGCGAUAUGUUGCAAAUUUUUGGCGCAAAGUUGUAACGCAAACGUACCUUAAGGAGACUGUUAUUUAGAUAUAUUGAAGAGUCUAAAAAUAUCCAGUCAGAAAAUUAUACCCGUUUUGAUUUCCAUUUUCCAUGAUGCAUUUCAUAGAAUUUAGUUUAUUUUGAAAUCUUCGUUAUUUAUUCAAAUUAUGUUUGACUCAUCAAUAUAUCCUCUAUUGUAAAUAUUAAGUGUAGUUAUAAGAACUACCUAGUUUGUUGAUUAUUUUUAAGUUCACUAAAAGAAGCUCAUUAUUUUGUAAGUUUAUUAUGAUGUUCUUGACACACGCAAUGAAAUAUACAAAAUGAUAUUAAACUGGU